Messenger RNA from Plasmodium malariae, 843 nucleotides. RefSeq names its product conserved Plasmodium protein, unknown function. Bases 1 to 843 code for a protein of 280 amino acids. Lineage: Eukaryota; Apicomplexa; Aconoidasida; Haemosporida; Plasmodiidae. The transcript has a single exon. The record is from RefSeq and is a predicted model, not a curated record.
AUGACUUUUUGUAGAGAAUUUUUUUUUUUGUUGUACUUUUUUAAUUAUAUUUUGUAUGUUCCAUGUAUAACAUCUAAAAGGGAAUUAUUGUCAGGUGUUCCCUUGAGUGAUAAAGAAAUAAAUAAACUUUUGUCUAUUAAUACUAUACAUAAUUUAAAGGAAUAUAUUACCUUUAUUAAGUUUAAGUAUGCAAUGACAAAAAAAGCUAGUGUACAUUUUAAAAAUAUUACUACCGAGAAGAAGCAAAUUCUAUUAGAGACUAAAGAUGAUUUAGUUAAUGUUCUGAGAGAGAACUCAGAAAAAAAUAAUAAAUCCCCUUUGUCAGAAUUUUAUAUUCUAGAUAUAGCUGAAUACAUUAUUAAUGAUUUAUAUGAAACAAAUGAGCCAAAACGAGUAGAGCAAGAAGUGUAUAACGAAAUAUGUGCUUCUUAUAGGGACGACUACUAUGAAUACAGGGAUAGACAAUUUGAUGCAGCUUUUGAAAAUAUGCAUAGUAAUUGGGCUAACAAUAAAUUAACACAAAAUAUGGAUCCUCAGUGGAAAAAGGAAAAAUGGACUAUUUGGGUUCAUUAUUUUAGUGAUAUCUUAAAUACACUAAGACACAAGGACGACCUACUUCAUACAUCCAUUCUUCAUUUAAAAACAAUAUCAAAUUCGUGCAAAGAAGUUUACAGUUCUUUAAAAUAUUCUUUAAUAGAUACAUAUAAAACACCUUUUCUAUCUGAGUAUAAUAAAUUUCUUCAAUCGUCCAUUGAUAAGUGGACAGCACAAACGGAAAAACUUGCAAAGCAAAAGAAUGAGAAAGAUAAAGAAGCGUUUAAGGGGCUAAAUCAACGCCAGUGA